UUACAGAGUCCCCCCGAAGCUGAAUUCAGAUCAGCACUUAGAGGGGUUUAGUGAAGCUCUCUCUACCUCAUGUGCUCAAUCCCUCCUCCUGUAAGUCAGCCCGAGGACCUCAGAUAGUAAAAUGGCUGAAAAGCAGAAACACGAAGGCAGGGUAAAGAUAGGACACUACAUCCUCGGAGACACACUGGGAGUCGGGACGUUUGGAAAAGUGAAGAUUGGAGAGCACCAGCUAACAGGACAUAAAGUUGCCGUGAAGAUCCUCAACAGGCAGAAGAUCCGCAGUCUCGAUGUCGUGGGGAAAAUCAAAAGAGAGAUUCAGAACCUUAAGCUCUUCAGACAUCCACAUAUCAUCAAGCUGUAUCAGGUGAUCAGCACUCCCACAGACUUCUUCAUGGUGAUGGAAUAUGUGUCUGGAGGGGAACUCUUUGAUUAUAUUUGUAAGCAUGGAAGGGUGGAGGACACAGAGGCGAGACGUCUUUUCCAGCAGAUCAUCUCAGCGGUAGAUUACUGCCACAGACACAUGGUGGUGCACAGAGACCUCAAGCCUGAAAAUGUACUGCUGGAUGGCAACAUGAAUGCCAAAAUCGCUGACUUUGGUCUGUCAAACAUGAUGUCAGAUGGAGAGUUCCUGAGAACGAGCUGCGGAUCACCAAACUACGCUGCACCAGAGGUCAUCUCAGGAAGGUUGUAUGCUGGUCCAGAGGUGGACAUCUGGAGCUGUGGCGUCAUUCUCUAUGCACUGCUCUGUGGGACUCUGCCAUUUGAUGACGAGCACGUGCCCACACUCUUCAAAAAGAUCCGUGGAGGGGUCUUCUACAUCCCAGAAUACCUCAACCGCUCAGUGGCCAGUCUACUUAUGCUCAUGUUGCAAGUGGACCCACUGAAGAGAGCUACUAUCAAAGACAUCAGAGAGCAUGAGUGGUUUAAGCAGGACCUUCCUUGCUACCUUCCUGAGGACCCCUCGUACGAUGCCACAGUGGUGGACGAGGAGGCCGUGCGCGAGGUGUGUGAGAAGUUUGAAUGCACUGAAGCCGAAGUACUGAGCAGCCUCUACAGCGGAGACCCUCAAGACCAGCUGGCCGUGGCGUACCACCUCAUCAUCGACAACCGGCGCAUCAUGAACCAGGCCAGCGAGUUCUACCUGGCCUCCAGUCCCCCAACCAGCUCCUUCAUGGAGGAGGGCAUGCCUCUGCCACCAGGGGUCAAACCUCACCCCGAACGGAUGCCCCCGCUCCUGGCCGACAGCCCGAAGGCACGGUGCCCUCUGGAUGCCCUCAACACCACCCGACCCAAACCGCUGGCGGUAAAGAAAGCAAAAUGGCACCUGGGCAUACGGAGCCAGAGCAAACCUUACGACAUCAUGGCUGAGGUUUAUCGUGCCAUGAAACAGCUGGAGUAUGAAUGGAAAGUGGUGAACCCCUAUCACCUGAGAGUGCGCCGGAAGAAUCCUGUCACUGGGAAUUUUGUGAAGAUGAGUCUGCAGCUGUACCAGGUGGACAAUCGUAGCUACCUGCUUGACUUCAAGAGCAUUGAUGACGAUACGAUCGAGCACAAGUCAGGAUCGUCGACUCCCCAGCGCUCUGGCUCUACGGCCGGCCUCCAUCGCCCGCGCCUCAGCAUCGACUCUGCAACUGUGGCUGUUGAGAUGCCCCAGCUGAGCAGCUCUCUGCCGGGCUCUCUGACCGGGAGCACACCUCUGCUGGCUCCGCGGCAGGGCAGCCACACCAUGGACUUCUUCGAAAUGUGUGCCAGCCUCAUCACUACCCUGGCUCGCUGAGACCCUCGCACACCAUCAUCUGAUGGUCUUUACCUCUUUAGAGUCAAAAGGUGAAGGGUUAAGGGUUGUGAUUUUUGGAGUUGGGGUGCUUUUAUGUCAGUCCCACUGUAGCGGCACAAAUAUACGGUGCCCUAAAGAGUUUUUGGACUGACCUACAAAUGUACGAAAGUCAUUGCAUUAGUUAACUAAUAAUAAUAUCAAAGCCAUCAGCCAACAAGUAAUGAAAAUUUUUUUAUCAUCACUUAAUCAUGCCUCAUUUUAUAUGAUUAUAUAAUUCAUAUUUAUAUAUGUGACCCUGGACCACAAAACCAGUCAUAAGAGUCAUUUGAAAUUGAGGACAAUAUUUGGCUGAGAUACAACUAUUUGAAAAUCUGCAGGUGCAAAAAAAUCAACUGAGAAAACAAUCUUUAUCAAGUUGUCCAAAGCCAUGCAUAUUACUAAUCAAAAAUUAAGUUUUGAUAUAUGUACGGUAGGAAAUUUACAAAAUAUCUUAAUGGAACAUGAUCUUUACUUAAUAUCCUAAUGAUUUUUGGCAUAAAAGAAAAAUUUAUUAUUUUUUACCCAUUCAAUGGCUAUUGCUACAAAUAUACCUGUGCGACUUAUGACAUAUUUAAAAAUAAAAAUAUUUAAAAAGACAUUUAUUAGGUUUUCACUGAAACAAUUACAAAUUAUUAAUGUUAUUAUUAAUUUUAAUUUUAAUUCUUAAGUUAUAAAUGAUAAAUUCCGAUUAUAUUCCAUUGAUUUUUGACAAUCAGAUACUACUUUUUUGUUUAACAGUGCAUUGUUUUUUUGUUUUUUUUUUAAAUCUAAUGCAAUGACAUUCAUUCUGUCCAAAAAAUUUUAGGGCCACUUUAGCCAGAGGUUCUCCUCAACAUCAUAAGUUUAAAUAAUUGAAAAACUACAAACAUGCUUCUGAUUUUAUAUACACAUUUUAUUUUACAAUAUGUAUUAUACAGUAUAUUUAUAUUCUCAUAUCAAUCACUUGAGUUGUAUAGUUUAGUUUAAUAGCUAUUGAUUGCAAUGGCAUACCAAAAAUAGGUUUAUACAUACAGAGCAAAGAUCAUUAUUUAAUUAUAUUAUAGAUUCUUGCUUAUUUUUCAAUCAUAUUAUUUAAGUGGUAAUUUAUGGAGUGAAGAACUUGAGUGUUCUGGGUUUGGCUUGCAGUCUCCAGAGAGCGUUUAUCAAAGAGCAGUGUAAAUGCUGUUGCUUAAUGUCACAGUGAAUCUCUGAUGAUACACUCCAUCUGCAGUGGAAAAGCCUGACCGUGACCUAUCUGUGUCUGUCUCAGAGGCCUUGCUUACAACAUGGGCUGUGCUGCUGCCAUAGAAAGACAAAUAUGCUGGAUGAAGGCAGACAGACCAGCCAAAGAGCUUCAGUGUUGUGCCUUGAUAUGGCUAAAAUGCAAACAGAGAAGAAUAGAGACGGAUAAAGUAGAGAAUGUGCCAGUCAUUUUGUUGAUAUGCAUGAGCCUUUAAUUAGACAGCCUUAAAAUAUUCCUGAUGCUUGAGAUUACAGACAGCCAGAAAGACCUUAUUAAAGCAUUCAUCCUGAAUGACACAUUCAGCUUUAUUACAUUUAUUUAUGCUUAAGAACCUAGAUUUUAAUGCUAUAUUAAAAAUUAUUUUGUGAAUCAUCUGACAAAAAAAAAAAAUCUAUUAAUAUAUUACAAUGUUUAUGUAUUAUGUAGUAUAUGUGGUAUGCAUUAUUAAAGGAUUUAGCUCAAAAUUAUUUAAGUUUAUAUUAAUUUAAUUUCUAUAGCUGAUACACUACCAGUCAAAAGUGUGGGAUAGGUAAGAUUUUUUUAAGGUUUUUGAAUGUCUCUCCUGCUUUUCAACGCUGCAUUUAUUUGAUCAAAAAUACAGUUCUAAAUAAUGAAAUAUUACUACAAUUUAACAUAAGUUUUAUAUGUGGAAUAUAUUGUAAAAUGUAAUUUAUUUCUGUGAUGCAAAUAUUAAUUUACUCCGGUCUUCAGAGUCGCAUGAUCCUUCAUAAAUCAUGAUGAUUUGCUUUUCAAGAAACAUUUCUAAAUUAUUAUCAAUGUUGAAAAUGGUUGUGCUGCUUCAUAUUUACGUGGAAACCAUAUUAAUCUACCAUUCAAAAGUUUG
This is a messenger RNA of Onychostoma macrolepis, 3882 nucleotides long. RefSeq names its product protein kinase, AMP-activated, alpha 2 catalytic subunit (gene prkaa2). Lineage: Eukaryota; Metazoa; Chordata; Actinopteri; Cypriniformes; Cyprinidae. Gene Ontology annotation, cellular component: cytoplasm. Gene Ontology annotation, molecular function: ATP binding; AMP-activated protein kinase activity. The record is from RefSeq and is a predicted model, not a curated record. Gene Ontology annotation, biological process: intracellular signal transduction; protein phosphorylation.